This is a messenger RNA of Micropterus dolomieu (smallmouth bass), 639 nucleotides long. Its product is annotated as acetyl-coenzyme A synthetase 2-like, mitochondrial. The transcript is spliced from 2 exons. Gene Ontology annotation, biological process: acetyl-CoA biosynthetic process. Gene Ontology annotation, cellular component: mitochondrion. The coding region runs from base 106 to 330 and encodes 74 amino acids. NCBI's taxonomy places the organism in Eukaryota, Metazoa, Chordata, Actinopteri, Centrarchiformes, Centrarchidae. Gene Ontology annotation, molecular function: acetyl-CoA synthetase activity. The record is from RefSeq and is a predicted model, not a curated record.
CCAUCAUAGUAUUGUCUCCGUGUGUUGUCAGGUGUGUAUGCCUUUGUGGUAAUAAAAAAGGGUGUGGACGUCCAAGAGGCAGACCUGUCCCAGCAGCUAAAUGACAUGGUAUCUAAAAAGAUCGCCAAGUACGCCUGUCCAGACUGCAUCCAGCUUGUCCAGCGGCUGCCAAAGACACGCUCAGGUAAGAUAAUGCGGCGGGUGCUGCAGAAAGUGGUGGAGCGAGACUUGGACGGGUUGGGUGACCUCAGCACGCUGGACGAUCCUGCAGCAGUUCAAGAGAUCAUCCAAGGUCACCGUGAGCUGUGCAGUAAACAACAACCACGAUGAUGUGUUUUCUGAAGAGGAAUAUAAAGUCAUGCUUGCACAUUACUCUUCGGUUUCACUCAACCAGACUUGUGCCAAUGUAACAAAUUAUAUUAAAACAUUUUUAUUGUACAUAUGACAUUUUUGUGAAAACAGGUAAAAACCCUUAAAAACUGCAUGUAUAAGCAACAGAUGUAGUCUGCUCUUGAUAGGAGUUACAAAGAGCUGAGAACAGUGUGUGUUUUUAUUACAUAAUUGGAACUAAUAUUCCCAAUGUAAUGUGAACAUAAUACAAUAAAACAAAUGUAAUCUCACAUAAAAAGGUACACAAGA